Messenger RNA from Momordica charantia (bitter melon), 2184 nucleotides. RefSeq lists its product as uncharacterized. Lineage: Eukaryota; Viridiplantae; Streptophyta; Magnoliopsida; Cucurbitales; Cucurbitaceae. The record is from RefSeq and is a predicted model, not a curated record.
ACGAACACGCCGCUCCCCUCUCUCUCUCCUCCGUUUCUCACUCCUCCCUCCUUCGCUCUCAAAUCGUCCAGUUUUUCUCCGCAGAAUUCGAAGAUAUAAGCGCAAUAACCCACCAUACGAAGAACAAGAAACGAAUCUUAUUUGGAAGUUUUACCAGGGGAGAUUUUUUCCAAUUUGAUUUCGAUUUCGAUUUCGUUUAUUUGGGUUUAUUUCUUAUGUAAUGCAUCAGAAGAAAUCGGAAGUUCAGAUCGGAAAAGAAAGCAGCGGCGUCUCUUCCGAUUUCAAUCCAACCCCUCCUCUGUUUUUCCCGUCUUCAAUUUCGAUUCAUCAGAAACACCCACCGCAAUCGCACUCGCAAUCCCAUCAAUCGGAGCAAUUGGUGGAUCAAUCUUUUGUUCCUUAUACGUCUUUCACGACCCCUCAAAUUCUUGUUGAAACCCCGCCGAAUCAUGACCCGAUUGUUCCCUCGCCGUCGUCUUCUUCGUCUACUGCGCCUUAUAAGAGACCCCUCUUGACCCAUAAUCACUCCUCUCUCACUAAAUCACCGACUCUGUAUCGUCUCCCUUCCACCCCUCAAUUCAAUUCCAUCAAUCCCUCUUUCUUUUCCGUCUCUUUGGCCGUUCGGAGUGCUGCUUUCCGGUUGCUCCGGCGGCUCAAGCAGCUUCGCCGGCUCCGCGUUCAUUUGCGGUUGAUUCUUUUGUUUUCUCUUCCGUUUUUCUAUUUCUUGGUUUCCCAUCCAACCCAUUCUUUUUUCCUCGAUUUCCUUUCGGCUUUUGCUUUCUCUUCUGCUUUAUUGUUCUCUCUUAAUCUCGCCGUCCCUCGGCUUCCUUCCAUACGCUUGUUCCUCGCCCGCUCUUUCCCGGUGAAGCUCAUUUCGUCGUCUUCAACAACUAGAACGCAUGUGCCGGUUUUCUGGUCAAUUGGGUCUCGGUCAAAAUCCGAGAAGAGAUUGAAUUCCGGUUGUUGGGUUCAGGUCUACAGCGAUGGGGACGUUUAUGAAGGUGAGUUUCAUAAGGGGAAGUGCUCAGGGAGUGGAGUUUAUUAUUACUAUAUGAGUGGUAGAUAUGAAGGAGAUUGGGUUGAUGGGAAGUAUGAUGGAUAUGGAGUUGAGACAUGGGCCAAAGGAAGCCGAUACCGUGGACAGUACAGGCAGGGCCUCCGGCAUGGAUUCGGGAUGUAUAGGUUUUACACCGGAGAUGUUUACGCCGGCGAAUGGUCCAACGGGCAGAGCCAUGGGUGUGGAGUUCAUACCUGCGAUGAUGGGAGCCGAUUCGUCGGGGAAUUCAAGUGGGGUGUCAAACAUGGGCUUGGCCAUUACCAUUUCAGAAAUGGGGAUACAUAUGCUGGUGAAUAUUUUGCGGACAAAAUGCAUGGAUUUGGGGUCUAUCAGUUUGCCAAUGGACAUCGGUAUGAGGGGGCCUGGCACGAAGGCAGUAGGCAAGGACUUGGAAUGUAUACAUAUAGAAAUGGAGAAACCCAAUCCGGUCACUGGCACAACGGGAUUCUCGACAUUCCAAGCACUCAGAACUCCACUUAUCCAGUAUCCCCUGUUGCUGUUUACCAUUCCAAAGUGCUGAAUGCAGUGCAGGAAGCAAGACGAGCAGCUGAGAAAGCCUACGAUGUGGGCAAAGUGGAUGAAAGGGUGAAUCGGGCAGUAGCAGCGGCAAAUAGAUCGGCCAAUGCAGCUAGAGUAGCAGCAGUCAAAGCAGUACAAAAGCAAAUGCACCGUGGCAGAAACAACCACGACAACAUUCCAGUUCCAAUUGUCUGAGUUUGUCUGAAUAUCUGCAGGAGCAGUUCAUCGGUUAAUAACCUCGUAGGAAGGUUCGUCCAGUUUCUGUUCAGUUUCGUUUGUCUCGCCUUACUUUUUAGCUCGUGUGUUGAGAAGAGGGAUUGGAUAUGGGAAACUGAAAAGGAGCUGAAAUAGCUAGGAUUGAACUGCAUUAACAUUGCCUAAUGAGAGAGAGAGAGAGAGAGAGAGAGAGAGGAUAAAAUAUGCAUAUGGUAAACUAAUUUUACACUUUGUUCCAUUUUUGUAAAGAUGAGAGGAAAGGAAGGUAAGAUGAAGGGAAUGAAAAUCAGUGCUGGAAAUGGAUGAAGGUGUCAUCCCAAAAGCCAUGUUGUAUUUGUGUUUGUUGGAAUUGUUCUUCUUCACUAUCAUAAAAUUGUUUAUAGGUUACACUA